Molecule: messenger RNA, 2072 nt
Organism: Rhodotorula graminis WP1
Lineage: Eukaryota; Fungi; Basidiomycota; Microbotryomycetes; Sporidiobolales; Sporidiobolaceae
Exons: 5
Coding region: 1-2004 (667 amino acids)
Source: RefSeq, a predicted model, not a curated record
AUGCUGCGCCGACUCUGCGCACUCGCGCUCCUUGCUGCGACGGCUGCGCUCGCCUCGCCCGGCGCACCUGCCCUCGCGCUCGAGCCUCGCUACGAUCAUUCGGCCCUCGGCGCCUCGACGCCCAGCAGCGACGACAGCGCUGCAGCCGACGCACAGUACUACGCGCGGCUCUUGGCUCUACACGCCGUCCUCGGGUUCGUCGCGUUCCAGGUCGUCGCGCCGCUCGCAUUCGUCAUCGCCGCCGUCGGCAAGAGCUGGGGCAACCUGUGGUUCAAGGCGCACUGGCGCAUGCAGCUGUACUUUGUUGCGCCGGCGACGGUCGUGUCCGUCGUCAUCGCGGUGGUCGCCGCUAACGGCGAGGGCGAGGGCGGCGAGGUCGACCUCAAGCACAAGAUCACGGGCUACGUCCUCCUCGGCGCCCUCUCGGUCCAAGCACUCCUCGGCUUCUACUCGCACCACCGCCAAGUCGUCGGCGAGCGCUUUGUUGCCGAAACCGGCCGCGAGCUUCCCGUCGCCAAGCGCCGCAUGUCCAACUGGAUGCAUAUGGCGCUCGGCGUCGCGCUGUUGACCGUCGGAGGACUCGAGGUGACAUGGGGCUUUGGCCUGUACGAGGAGACCGUCGGUGAGAAGGUGCCGAUCUGGGUCGUCGUCGUUCACUGGGUCGUCGCCGGCCUGCCCGUCCUCGUCGUCACGCCGUUCGUCCUCAUUCGCGGCUUCUUGCGCCUUCGCCAAGGCGCCAACCUCGUCGACGCGUUCGUCACGCCGUUCCACAGCUCGUCCUCGUCCCUGACGAGCAAGUCGUCGCACCAGCCACCCCGCAAGCUCUUCCUCCACUCGGCGACGUACCUCUCGACGCCCGUCUUUGACGUCGACCUCGAGAACGACAAGGCCGACGGCGUCGGUCACGCGUACGCGCCGGGCAAAGGCGUCGACGGGCACAUCCGGGUCGACAGCAUCGCGAGCACGUGGCCCGGCGCCCAGACGCGCGACGAGUACGAGGCCGAGGUGGCGAGUUCGCGCGCGCCGGACAGCGUCGUCGACGGCGGCGUGUCGUCCUCGGCGGCGAGCUUCCGCAGCUUUACGACGCUCGGCAACGACUAUUCUCGAGCGGACGGGGCCGACGAGGAGGGCACGGGCUUGCUGCGCGCCGACUCGACUUGGCGGCCUUCUCAAGUUGCGCCCGGCGCCAUGGCGCUCUACGACCCGGCGCCGACGACCUAUCCGCCUGCGCCCGCCGCCGUCACCGACGUCAGCUCCGCCACGCCGUCUCUCCCUGCCCUCCCACCCGUCUUCUCGCCCGUCUCGUCGCCCGCGCCUGCGCCCGCACAGACCCUCUCAACCCCGGCCGUCCUCCCCGGCCCGCCCGCCGCCAGCGCCGUCGCCUCGCCCCUCUCUCCCCGCCUCUCCUUCAUGCCCUUUGCCGGCCCCGCCCCCGCCCACCCACCGCCGACGUCCGCCAGUCCCGCGCCAACCUCGCUCACCGUCUCGAGCGCGCCGAGUCUCGACGCACACGGCGCCGUCGCCGCUGCGCCCGUGCUCGUCCCGACGCCCGAUGCACUCGAGGGACGAGACCGGCACAGCAGCUUUGCGGGCGAGGUCGUCGACGCCGCGGCGCGGCCGAGCAGGGACAAGCUCCUCCCGCUGCCGGGCGAGCCUGGCUCGCCGAGCUCGUUCGCGUCGUCGAGGGCGGCGGUCGAGGAUGAGGGAGGUGUGCGGCCGACGAGCGAGGGUGCGGCCGCAGAGGAGGAGGACGGCGCAGGGGUGGGCGACGACAGCGAGUCGACGCGGCUCAUGGACGAGCUCGAGCGCGAGUUGACCAUCUCGACGGUGCGCAGCGGGCGGUCGGCGCGCUCAGUCGCCCCUGCUGCUGCUGCUGCGGCCGCCAAGGACGAGGCGCAGAAGGGAGCGGCGGCAGAGCAGGAGGCGGACGAUGAGCAGACGAGGCUCGAGCGCGAGCAGAGCGGCAAGUGGCUGGGCAGCAACCGUCUCUCGUCCUCGUCGUAGCAGCCCUGUCUCUCUCUCUCUCGUCGUCUCGAAGCGCAAUGCAACGUCCGUCGCACUGCAGCACCGUC